Sitophilus oryzae (rice weevil) is the source of this 1195-nucleotide messenger RNA. RefSeq names its product glycine N-methyltransferase. Lineage: Eukaryota; Metazoa; Arthropoda; Insecta; Coleoptera; Curculionidae. Gene Ontology annotation, biological process: S-adenosylmethionine metabolic process; one-carbon metabolic process; protein homotetramerization. Gene Ontology annotation, cellular component: cytosol. The transcript is spliced from 7 exons. Bases 164 to 1066 code for a protein of 300 amino acids. The record is from RefSeq and is a predicted model, not a curated record. Gene Ontology annotation, molecular function: glycine binding; S-adenosyl-L-methionine binding; identical protein binding.
ACAAUUUUUCAACGGUAGCACGAUACCAAUAAUUUUGUUUAUACAAAAUUUAAUUAAUAGAGAUUAGAAGACUAUAUAAAGGAAUAUGCUAAAUCAUUCAUUAACAUUAUAGUUUUCAUAUUUUCAGUGACAAAAGUGCUUACAUAUCGAAAAUAAUUACAAAAUGGCAGAAAAUAUGAUAACUACAAGAUCUCUGGGAGUAGCUGUUGAAGGAGUAAAAGACCAAUAUGCCGAUGGUAAAGCUGCGAAGGUUUGGGAGGUUUUCAUAGGCGAUAAAAAUUCAAGAACUGAAAAUUACAAGAACUUUCUGGUUGGGUUGUUGAGAGAAAAACGUUGCAAGAGGAUUUUGGAUGUAGCUUGCGGGACUGGAAUCGAUUCCAUAAUGCUUCUAGAAGAAGGAUUUGAAGUGGUUUCCGUCGAUGCUUCAGAUAAAAUGCUGAAAUACGCUUUAAAAGCUAGAUGGAAUAGACGCAAAGAACCUGCUUUUGAUAAAUGGAUAAUUGAAGAAGCCAAUUGGUUGACGUUGUUUGAUGAUAUUGAAGACUUAGUAGGCGAUGGAUUUGACGCUGUGAUAUGCUUGGGAAAUUCGUUUGCUCACUUGUUGGAUAGUUAUGGCGAUCAACGUGAACAAAGUAAAGCACUGCGCAAUUUUGAAAAAUGCGUCAAACCUGGUGGUUUUUUACUAAUUGACCACAGAAACUACGACAGUAUUAUAGACACGGGUGAAACAGCAUCCAAAUGCAUUUAUUACAACCCAAAACACACUACUGAUAUAAGAACGUCAGUAUUAUACGUUAGUGGAAAACCGGCUUUGGUGACCUUGGAUUACUUGAUUGACCUGUCUUCGGAAAAUGAGAAAUCUGAUAUCAUCUAUCCAGAUGAGAGUAUAAGUGAAUUCAGAUUGUCCUACUACCCCCACAGACUGAAGGUAUUCAGGCAAAUGUUGGAAAAAGCGUUUGGUGAAAAUUCUUCGUAUCGAAUAUACGGCGAUUUUAAAACUCUAGAUCAAAUAGAAUCUCCAAAUUUCUACAUUCACGUCACUGAAAAAUCCAGUACUAUAUUUUAGACAGAAAUCUAUUUAUUAUUAGUUAGUUUUCUAUCUGAAUUCUAGCCCGUAAGAUUUUUAUUUUAAUUUAUUUCGGAAUAAGUAAUAGUUAAGAAAGUUUUUAUAAUAUAUUAAAUUCUAUAAAAUUUU